This is a messenger RNA of Camarhynchus parvulus, 1077 nucleotides long. RefSeq names its product cytochrome b5. The coding region runs from base 61 to 501 and encodes 146 amino acids. Gene Ontology annotation, molecular function: heme binding. The record is from RefSeq and is a predicted model, not a curated record. The transcript is spliced from 5 exons. Lineage: Eukaryota; Metazoa; Chordata; Aves; Passeriformes; Thraupidae. Gene Ontology annotation, cellular component: intracellular membrane-bounded organelle; mitochondrial outer membrane.
CAUCGCUAAGGCGGCCGGCGCGGGUCAGGCCACGCGUUCCGCGGAGCCGCGCCGGGCAGCAUGGAGGGCGGGCGGCGUGGAGAGGCCGCGGCGGCGGCGGCGGCCGGGGACGGGCCCGCGCCCGUGUUCACCCUGGAGGAGGUGGCGAAGCGGAACUCCAGCCGUGAGGCCUGGCUGGUGAUCCACGGGCGCGUCUACGAUGUCACCCGGUUCCUGGAGGAGCACCCAGGUGGAGAAGAGGUGUUGCUUGAGCAAGCUGGCAGAGAUGCCACUGAGAGCUUUGAAGACGUGGGGCAUUCCACAGAUGCCAGGGAAAUGCUGAAGCAGUACUACAUUGGAGAGGUGCACCCGAAUGAUCGUGAGAAGGGAGGUUCUAAGAAUCCAAGUAGGACAUCCUCAGGCCAAACCAGUUUCUGGUCGACAUGGCUGAUCCCCAUCUUUGGAGCACUGGUCUUAGGUUUAAUGUAUCGUUACUACAUGGCAGAUGGGAAAAGCUCCUGAGCUGGCCUUGCUGGGGCCUCAGACAGCCUGAAAAGAGGGAGAGAGAGUGUGUGUGUGCCACACGUGGAGUUCUGCUGCCCUUAGCCUUCCUGCCUUGCUUUUAGCUCUGAGUCUGUCAAGUGAUGUUGAUAUCUAUGGGACCAAGCUAAUUCCAAACUCUAUCCUAACUCUGGGACCCACAGAUCUGUUGUACUUUCCUCUUGCAGUGGCAGGGAAAGAGGAACUUCUGUUACUCCCUGCCCUUGGUGUGGUGUCCCUCAUGCUCUCUCUCGCUCUCUCUGGCUCUCUGACAUGACCCCAGACAACCUUUUCUCUCAAUGCUUUUGCGUUAAGCCAGACACCACAAAAGAGCUGCCCCGGGCCUGUGGCUCUGCCUCAGCCCUUCAUACAGUCGGGAAUCAUCUGCCAGUUGUCUCCAGCCCUUGCCAGGAAGGAUGUCCAGAGUUUGGUUCUGCAAGAACGUUCCCAGAGCGUGCAGGCAGCACUAACUGGAGCGGCAGGGAGUUGUUGGUUUGGCCACCUCUUUCUGUUCCUGUCUGUUUUUAACGGUUAAACAAAUACAUGGAUUUUAAAAGU